AUGAGUGAAAACGCUUUUUUGAAGAUCGCCAUAGCUCCAGAGGAAGAACGUAAUGACCGGAUUUUCAUUGUGGCAGCCGUCUACACAGCGUUGAUUAUUAUCAAGACCAUAUUCGAAGCACUUGGUAGGCUCUUUAUUGCUUUGUACGGCCACGGAUUUUGUUCAUGUAUGAGAAGCACAAUGUUCAGAAAGAUUAUGCGGCACGGGUGUGCGUAUUUCGAUGAGGAGAGGAAUAGCCCUGGACGUAUCUUGCAAAGGAUCAUAACUGAUUCGUCGACGUUGAACAAAAUCAUGGAAGCUAAGCUCGACAUCCUCAUACCGGCAAUAAUUUGUCCACGUGAUUUUUCGUUCGCUGCUGCUAUGUACAUCAACUGGAAGAUGGCGUUGUUGUGCUCGUUCCAGUUUCCUGCUUACUUCAUUAUUCGAAUUGUGCAAAUGAAAGAAGGAACGAAGAGGCAGAGAGCUAUGGUCGAAGAGGAAAAUAAAGCUGCAAAUUUGGCAUCAGUCGUCCUAUCGAACAUGGGUACAAUCAAAGCGUACAAUUUGCAAGAGCAUUUCUAUUCGGUCUUCGCUACCACCUUGGAACCACUGGCUAAGGCGAUGAAGCGACAAUCGGUCAUCUCUGCAUUUGUUUUCGCUUGUCAGUACUCAUUUACCUAUAUUCUUAUCGCAUUAACCUUGUAUUUUGGAAAAGUUAUGAUGCUCAACAAUGAAAUCACAGUUUUCGACUAUAUGAGGGUUGUCUUGCUCACACAGUUCGGUGCAAACUUCUUCUCACAACUAGUGGCAUCUGUUUCGGAUAUGUCGAAAGCUCGAGUGGCUGCAGAGAAUGUGCUCUCCGUACUGAAAGAAAAAGCCGUUGAUUUCGACAACCUCAGUGAGGAAGGACAACGACCUAAGUUAGAGGGGAGCAUCAAAUUGAAAGACGUAUCGUUCCGUUACCCAACACGGCCUGUCGUUCCUAUUCUUGACAAGCUGAACUUAGAGAUCAACGCCGGUCAGUCUGUUGCGCUCGUUGGCCCAUCAGGAUCUGGUAAGACUUCUGUGAUAGCUCUCAUCCAACGGUUAUACAACGCCACAGAUGGAGAAGUGCUUAUGGAUAAGUACAAUGUGAAGUCGAUAAAUCCCGCAUAUCUUCGGAGAAUGGUCGUUUCCGUUGGCCAAGAACCGACGUUGUUCUCUUUCACAAUAAAAGUGAGGGUUUGCGAAAUGUUCUUUGAUUUUUUUCUACUUUCGUCGAGAGUUUUCCAGGAGAACAUCGCUUACGGUAUGAUGGAAAGUGAAGUGACCAUAGAGAAGAUCCAAGAAGCGGCGAAGAUAGCGAAUAUCCAUGACUUUAUCAUGUCAUUGCCACAGGGCUACGAUACCGAGAUCGGUGAAUUUGGUGCUCAACUGUCCGGUGGUCAGAAGCAGCGCAUUGCAAUCGCUAGAGCUAUUGUACGACGACCUGUCAUACUUCUCAUGGACGAAGCGACUGCUGCUUUAGAUAGUACAAGUGAAAAGGCCGUUCAGUUAGCCCUCGAAAAGGCUGGCAAGACUUGUACUUGUUUGCAAAUUGCACAUCGACUCUCUUCAAUACGAGGUGUAGACAAAAUCUGUGUGCUCGUCGAUGGUUCCAUUGCUGAAGAGGGCACUCAUGAUGCGUUAAUCGCCAAACGAGGGUUGUACUACAAUAUGACGCAGUCGGCAUAA
Molecule: messenger RNA, 1692 nt
Organism: Cooperia oncophora
Lineage: Eukaryota; Metazoa; Nematoda; Chromadorea; Rhabditida; Trichostrongylidae
Source: the annotation of a GenBank genome assembly